GAGGAGUGGAUGCUGUUGGCUCGCGCGGAUCCGUGCCCUCCAUCCCGUGGCAAUCAAACCGCAGAGACUGACAGGGAAUACCGGACAAGGGUUGCAUGAAAUGGGAAGAUAUUUCUACUAUGGAAGCAACCGGAAAGGAAGGCUGAUGUAGAUGCAGAGCCAGAGGAGAGCCCAGGGAGCAGCAGCAGCAGCAGCAGUGGGGCAGUAGAUGCCCUCUCCCCAGCCUCAGCCCCAGCCCCCCCUCAAGGCCCUGCAAGACAGCGAGGAAAGAGUGGAGACAGCUCCUGCUCUGACUCAGAAGGCACCGUAGACUCCAGCCAGGAGGAGGAGGAGGACGAGGAGGACGAGGAAGACCCCGCCAUGUUCUCUAACUUCUUGAGCGGGGCUAACCCCCUCAGUGCUGUGUCUUCCACUGUCAACAAGUUUGGCCUGUUUGGGGAUGAUGGGGAUCAAAAACAGAAAGCGCCCCCACAGCAGGCUGGCAAGCCUCCAGGGGGGCAGCAGCAGGUAUCUGGCCCUGGGAAAAACCCUAAACAGCCUCAUGAACCUCAGAAACAGGGCCAGGGACCUCCAAAGCAGGGAGGGCACCAGUUGCAGGGUAAUGGACAGGCUGGUUCGCCAGGUAACAAAGCCAGUGGACAGCCAGCUCCUUCUAAGGUUGGGACACAGUCUGCCAAACCCGUUGAAGUAGGACUGCAGCAAACUCCUCCCAAAACUGGAGUGACUCAACAGGGCUCACCCAAAGUUGGAGCUCAACAACCUCCCCCAAAAGGUGGGCCACAAUCACAAACAGCUAAGGGACAACAGCAAGCGGCCCCUAAGACAGGACCCCAACAACAAGGGUCCCCUAAGGUUGGUGCCCAGUCGCAAGGGUCCCCUAAGGUUGGUGCCCAGUCGCAAGGGUCCCCUAAGGCUGGACCACAACAACCAGAUUCUCCCAGGACUACACCACCCCAACAGGCUUCUGGCAAAUCAGGGCCUCUGCCACAAAGUCCAAAAGGGCCUGUUACUCGCCCAGCUGGCCAGGCCCAGACAAGAACUCCAUCACAGGGAGUCACUAGAACCGGACCUCAAAAAUCAGGUUCUACUGGGGAAAGAACCCUCUGUCCAGUGUGUAACACCACAGAACUCAAUAUCAACACCAAGGAGCCACCGAACCAUAAUACCUGCACACAGUGUAAGACAGAGGUUUGCAGUUUGUGUGGCUUCAGUCCUCCAGACUCUGGCGUAAGUAGAUCUGCAGUGCAAAUAAACAGUGGAAAUGUGUCAUGUGAACCUUAUUUAUUCAUAGAAGCAGUGUAAUUAGUCAGUGUAACGAUUAUGACCUUCUUACCAGUCUGUUUGAAUACAGUAAUCUU
This is a messenger RNA of Osmerus eperlanus (European smelt), 1358 nucleotides long. Its product is annotated as protein piccolo-like. Gene Ontology annotation, biological process: presynaptic active zone assembly; protein localization to synapse. Lineage: Eukaryota; Metazoa; Chordata; Actinopteri; Osmeriformes; Osmeridae. The record is from RefSeq and is a predicted model, not a curated record. Gene Ontology annotation, cellular component: cytoskeleton of presynaptic active zone; axon; glutamatergic synapse. Gene Ontology annotation, molecular function: metal ion binding; structural constituent of presynaptic active zone. Bases 361 to 1302 code for a protein of 313 amino acids. The transcript has 3 exons.